CUGCAGCUUCGCUGCGGGCGGAGGAGGUCUGGAAGGAGGGGGCGGGCAGGGAGAGGCUGGAGCCGGUGACGCCCCCUCCUCCCGCGCUGCGAGCGCCCAGACGACGGCGAGAUGACGGCCGGGAGCCCCGAAGAAUGCGGGGAGGUGCGGAGGAGCCCCGAGGGCCGCGUCUCUCGCUUGGGCCGCCGCCUGGGCCGCCGCCGGCGCCCGCGCUCCCCGCCCGAGCCUCUGCGGGUGCGGGCGCGGCUGCGGCUGCGCUCGCCGUCGGGAGCGUUCGCGGCGCUGGGGGCGCUCGUGGUACUGGUGGGUAUGGGCAUUGCAGUGGCCGGCUACUGGCCGCACCGGGCCGGGGCCCCAGGGUCCCGGGCCGCCAAUGCCAGCUCGCCCCAGAUGAGCGAGCUGCGACGCGAGGGUCGCGGCGGGGGCCGGGCUCACGGCCCGCACGAGCGGCUGCGGCUCCUCGGGCCGGUGAUCAUGGGCGUCGGCCUGUUCGUGUUCAUCUGCGCCAACACGCUGCUGUAUGAGAACCGAGACUUGGAGACGCGACGGCUCCGCCAGGGGGUGCUGCGGGCCCAGGCGCUCCGGCCCCCCGACGGCCCGGGCUGGGACUGCGCCCUCCUUCCCAGCCCCGGCCCUAGGAGUCCCCGAGCCGUAGGCUGCGCAGAGCCAGAAAUCUGGGACCCGUCCCCGCGUCGGGGUACUUCACCCGUCCCGUCAGUGCGGAGUCUGCGUUCAGAGCCCGCUAAUCCUCGCUUGGGGUUACCUGCCUUGCUCAACAGCUACCCGCUGAAGGGCCCCGGGCUGCCCCCACCCUGGGGUCCACGGACGCAGACUGGCCAUGUGAUCAUCACCGUGCAGCCGUCUGGCUCCUGCAUUGAACAUUCCAAGUCUCUGGAUCUGGGCCUUGGGGAGCUCCUCCUUGGGGCCCCAGCAGCUCGGGACUGUGCUCACCGAAGCUGGCCACGGCUGGACCGCCUCAGUCUUGGGGGCUAUGCCAAAUUGGGAGGAGGAGGGGACUUGGGGGCCCGGGUCUGAAAGAGGGGAGACAGCCUGCUCUGAGGCUGCAGCAUGGACCAUGCUAAUAGGACCAGAGGACCAGGAGUCCCAACGUCUAAUAGAUGUUUCAGUCACAUCCCAGGCUGGGGAUGGAUGCUCUGACCACAGCAGCUGUGAAGGGCAUCCUGACCUGCAUGCGGGCAGAGAAAUGCCAGCUGCACCAGGGCUCAGUGAGCUGGAGAGGGUGCGUUUCACUGUGGAGUGUGGAGGACUCGCCUCAGAAAUUUCUUCAGCCUCUGUAAGUGGCCUUAGCCUUAACGGGGCUGGAGGUCCAGGCCAGGGUGACUGGGAGAUGUACCCAGUGUCUUGGCAAACCCAAGAAAGUGGUGGGCAAGGGCCCCUAAGACUGGGAGGUAGGUUGGGAUGUUACAGGCUGGGGCAGGCUCCCUCCAAGGCGGCACUGGUGAUGGAGUGUGGGGCCUCUGGGAAGAUGGACCAUGGGAUGAGACUCUCCACUGCCAUCUGGGACGGGGACUGAGCCUUGAACUCCUACCACCUCAAUCCCUUUCUUCCCUCAGCCAUCUGGGGUAUAUCCCUCUAGAGCUACACUACUGCCAAUGCCUUCAUACUGAGUUCUGGGCCCCUCUGCAAAUAAGUCUGAGAAGCCCCUUCUCUCCUUCCUUUAUCGUGGCCUAUGCUGCAGAAUCUCACUGCAGCUGGCAAAAGGCAUUGGCCAGCUCUCAGAAAUCCCUUUACUCAACGUUGAAGCUGCAUUUUGGUCAAUGUGGGUAACUUACUUUAGAAAAUGACUUGAGUUUAGGUCUCCCCCACCCAUAUUUAAUUUUUCCCAAGUUGUUGGUAGAAGAGAAAUUUAAAAGUGGAUCAAUCCUCACAGAGAGAGUUCUUUUUGUUGUUGUUUAUUGAAAAAAAUGCAAUACAAGAAGCAAGACCAGAUAUCUAAACACUACAACCACUUCUACUACGAAAGGCCAAAACAGCAGACUUGAUUAUUGCCUGUGUAGUCUAAAGAUUCUGCCAAUCUGAUUCUGCUGCCCGAGUUCCUAUUUUUUCAAGAAAUGUAAACAACUACUUGAUAUGAUUCAUAAUUUUAAAAAAAUUUACAAAGCUCCUUCAUUUUUGUCACCAAAAUAAUACAUUUGAGAGAGAUUUGUAGAAACAACCAGCCUGGGGCUGAGAUCCUGGGCAGAAAUUUCCCGUGAGCAUCAAAAGGCGUCAGUUAGGCCGCAGCUCUGGCUCCAGUUCCCGAGGUUUGUCUCCUCACCCCCAGCUGCCAAGCAUCGCCCCAACACACACUGAUGGGCCCGGCGGUGGGGGGGGGGUGGGGACGGGGAUGGGUCACGGGGCCCUGACGGGUCCCGCAGUUAGGCUCCCUGAGCCCUCGGCUUAUAAAUACAGGUCUUGCUUUGUGGGUGGGUGCCAGAGUCCUCAUGUGGCUUGGAGGAAAUCUUUAUUUCUCAAAUUAAAAUAAAAUUGCAGCGAGAGUUGUUA
Pan troglodytes (chimpanzee) is the source of this 2505-nucleotide messenger RNA. It is a transcript of the gene TMEM200B, whose product is annotated as transmembrane protein 200B. Lineage: Eukaryota; Metazoa; Chordata; Mammalia; Primates; Hominidae. The transcript is spliced from 2 exons. The record is from RefSeq and is a predicted model, not a curated record. The coding region runs from base 112 to 1035 and encodes 307 amino acids.